AUCAUGGCUAUCACUGGAGGGACAGUGGAAACUCUAGAUGAAAUUCCAGCACAUGUGUGGAAGGGUUUGCCGGACUGUUUGAGUCUCAGGCCUUCUGCUAUAAAUCAAAGCCGCAUUGGUGUCUGGGCCACUCGGGUCAUUCCUAAAGGCAAGAGGUUCGGCCCAUUUGUUGGAGAGAAGAAAAAAAGGUCCCAGGUGACGAGUAACGUUUACAUGUGGGAGGUUUAUUUUCCUGCGCGGGGCUGGAUGUGCGUUGACGCCACAGACCCCACGAAGGGGAACUGGCUGCGAUACGUGAACUGGGCUCGCUCCAGUGAAGAGCAGAAUCUUUUCCCCCUGGAGAUCAACAGAGCCAUUUACUACAAAGUUUUAAGGCCUAUCGGGCCGGGAGAGGAGCUGCUGGUGUGGUACACUGUGGAAGACAACCCAGAGAUAACAGCUGCACUGGAGGAAGAAAGAGCCAGCAGUCAGAACAGGAAAAACUCACCCAGGGCGAAGCGAGCCAGGAGAAAGCUGCUGGAGAGAGCCAGACAGGCUGGUUUGGGUGGAUUCAAGAAAACGAGUGUAACCAAACCUACUGUCAAGGAGAUGUGGGAUGGGGAAGAAGGUCUGAAGGAGGAGGAUGAGAGGCCAUCGACCUUAGGACCCUCCCAGGAACUCCAGGAAAGCCAUCCCAUGGGAAGCACUGACCAUAGAGAUGUGGAAGACAUGUCAGUAGUGAUGAUGGACGGGAGAAUUGGGGAUGAAGAGGAUGAGGAAGAAGAGGACGAGGACGAGGAAGAUGCCGAUGAUUUGGAGGAACCAAGUGAAGUACAGCAGCACACUGCUCAGUCCUCACUUGCGGCUGAUUCCACGCAAAAUAAGCAGCCUGGCCCAUCGCUGACCCGUGGUGAAGAAAGCCAUAAGGAUUCACAGGGAAAGUUGGAGUCUUCCUCACUUGCAGGGCAAGAACCAGAGGUUGAUCCUGAUCCUGAUCCUGAUCUUGACCCAGACCCCGAUGGUGACCUUGAAGGUGAUCCCCACGGAGAGUCCUAUCCGUGUCAGCACUGUGAGCGCCACUUCUCCACCAGACAAGGUCUGGAACGUCACAAUCACAUUCAUGCCAUCACCAACCAGCAAACACAACUGUUCAAGUGCCGGUACUGCAGUAAAUCAUUUGGUUCACAGGUGGGGAGGCGGCGGCACGAGAGGAGGCACGAGAGUGGGCCUAAUAAAAAAAGGCCUGGCUCUCUCGCUGGGACUGCCAGUCUACUCAGUCCUGUGGUGCACACGGACGGUUCAAGUCCUGAUUGCACCAGCCCAACUAGUAAUUAUAUAGCCAUAGGGUCCCAGUUUACAGGAGGACCUCUGCACAACUCUGAGCUUCUGAGAAAGGAGUUGGGGCCUCAUGCCGACCGUCCAUUUAUCUUGGAUGAAAAUGGGGAGUCUAAAGAACUCCAUCCCUGCAAGUACUGUAACAAAGCAUUUGGCACACACACCAACAUGCGCCGACACCAACGCAGAAUACACGAGCGGCACUUGUUACCAAAGGGAGUGCGCAGGAAAGGCAUGCUGCUGCAAGAAGCAUCGGUGCAGCAACAGCCUGAUGAGUCCCCCAGCACCAGCCCUCCGCCCGUCUACGUGCCCAGUGCGGACACAGAGGAUGAGGUAGACAGGGAUGAUUACGCAGUUGACAUAUCCAAAAACAUCUCUGAGAAUUUGAGCUUCUACAUUGACGGCAAGAUUGUGUCUACCAGUUCAGUGAGCAGCUGUGAGGUGAUAGAGGUGGACUCCAGAUCUGCAGCUCUGUUCGGGUUGGACACCGUCAUCAUCAGCCCGAAUCAGAUCAGUCAGGCACUGAAGGUGGAGGGUAGAAAUAGUGCUGCAAAGCAAGUCUCCAGCAUUGGCCAGCCAGCGGCAAAAAGAAGAACAUCAACACCCCCACUUAUUCCCGGCCUUAAAGUGGAGACUGAAACGGCAUCUUUCACAGCCUCUUCAUCGUCUUCAUCAUCCUCUACAUCUUCCUCAUCGAACUUGUUAGUGGGUGGACUGUUUCAACAAGCUGCAGAUUCAUCCGGAUUUCAACGAGAGAAAACUGUUUAUCUCUCACCGAAGCUCAAACAGCUCCUUCAGACGCAAGACAUUCAGAAAUCAACCAUCGCCCUGAUAACAGAAAGCCAAAGACUGGCUUCCCCGCUGUCAGUCACAUCGCUGCCGGGGGCUUCAGGCAGGUUUAAAAGAAGAACAGCCUCUCCCCCCUCAUCUCCACAGCUUAGUCCUGCAUGUAAAACAGAGACCUGUAAAGCCGAGGUGGCGAGCUCGUACACCCUUAAGGUGCCAAAGCUGGAAAGCCACAGCGCGUCAUCUCCUGGGAGCUUACUGGACAAGGAAGAUGGAGACAGCCUUCCUGGAAAUAAUAUGCAGGGCCAAACUUCUUCAAGUAGCGGUGGGAACUCCUGUAAUCAGCAGCCCUUGGAUCUGUCGAACUCAGUCAGUAGGAGGAGUGACAGCUUGAACAAGGUGCUUGGGGAUUCGGCACUUGACUUAAGCUUGCAUCGGAAGAGCGGUGUCGAGACUCCUGAAUUAAAAGGAAGUCCAGCACCACAGCCACUGAUAAAAAAGAGAAAACCUAACACCAGCAUGCUUGAAAAGGUGCUGAUGAAUGAGUAUGUAGGUCUACCUUUGCCAGGAGACGAGAGCCCAUUAGCGAACGUAAGUUGUUUUCAUUCUCGGUCUCCGAAUGUUUCAUCAGAAUCUGCCCACCCCUCUCCGCCCUCUUUGACCCCUGUCACCAUGAACCCAUCUUCCCCCGGUACCUCCAGUGUGACAUCCCCAACACCGCCUCCCCCUGUACUACCUACCAUACCCUCUCCGCUGAAUAUGCCUAGCUCUCCUCUCUCUCAGCCUUCAGACCCCACUGCACUGAGACCUCUUCCUGUCCUCUCGCCAAAAAUGUCCCCGAGAUCAGUUGAACGCAAGUCCCUGUCAGAGUCGGAGGAGAUUUUGUCAGCGGAAGAAAACAAAGACGAGGAAGAAAACCAUAUCCCUGAGCCACUGGACUCCCCGAAGACUCCACUUAAUGAUCCCCUUAAUUUUUCAGUGAAAUCAAGCUCUCCUAAGCCAGCAUCAGUAGAUCUGCCCACUACAGAAGAUGUUUCACUGACUACAACUGGCAGUCUGCUAAAUGGCAAAAUGAACCAAAACCUUGAUUCAGUAACAGAGAAAUCUCUUGCUGCUCUCUCUUCCCAGCCAGAAUCCUCACCUUCCUCAUCAUCUCCUCCUCCUGCAUCACAUUCACCCCAAUCACUGAUUUCACAAUCCCUCCCACAGAUUAAGAUAAAAGAAGAGCCUCUGCACUGCGUAGAUGAGCUGUCAGUCAUGAGUCAUGCACCUCUGGAUGGUGAUGAGUCUUCACCUCAUCUUGCUGCUCCUGAUAAACCGUCUGAUAAAACAUCUGAGGCGGAGGAUAUUGACUCAUCGUACAGCAAGACUUUUGUGUGUAAUGUCUGCGAGAAGCCAUUUAACUCCAUCAAAGAGCUCAGUGGACACAUCACAGAGCAUGCUGUGGAUUGGCCCUUCAAGUGUGAAUUUUGUGUGCAGCUGUUCGGUGACGCCCCAGCCCUUCUCGCUCACAGAACAACACUACAUGGAGUGGGCAGGAUCUUUGUGUGCUCUGUUUGUUCCAAGGAGUUCGCGUUUCUCUGUAACCUCCAGCAGCACCAAAAGGAUCUUCACCCGAACGAGACAUGUUCACAUAACACCGUAGAGAGCGGCAAGCUUAGGCCGCAAAACUACACAGAUCCAUCCAGAGCCAAAGAGGAGAGCAGUCCCUCGUCACCAGCACCAGAGACGACUGAUGAAGCUGCUCCACACAGUGACUCUGAUUUAACAAAAGAAGAGCCCGAUGUUAAUGGUAAUGAUGCAGAGGACAAGGCAGAAGAUCCCAAUGAGGAGCUGUACACUACAAUUAAGAUCAUGGCCUCAGAAGGAGCAAAGCCAAAAGGCCCAGAUGUCCGCCUUGGCAUUAAUCAACACUACCCUAGUUAUAAACCACCCCCUUUUCCUUAUCAUAGCCGUUCCCAUGCUGGCUCUGUGGCCUCAGCUACUAACUUCACCACCCACAACAUACCACAAACUUUCAGCACUGCCAUACGCUGCACCAAGUGUGGCAACAGCUUUGACAACAUGCCCGAACUGCACCAGCACAUUUUGGCUUGUGCCAAUGCUAGUGAUAAGAAGCGCUACACUCCCAAGAAAAACCCCAUUCCCCUCAAACAAAUAGUGAAGAGUCCGAAUGGAGUCGUGUCACCCUCAGCAGCCACUGCAGGUCAGAGUGCUUUCCGUAGAAUGGGUCAGCCAAAGAGACUUAACUUUAAUCAAGAUACUGGUAAAACAAAAAUGAGCGCCCUCAGUAAGAAGAAAAACCAGCUGGUCCAGAAGGCAAUUUCACAGAGAAAUAAAGCUGCCACUUUUGCGAAGAAGGCGAUUGUUAAAGUUGAAGAAGAACAGGCCUCUAACGUCUGCCCCCACUGCAGUCGGGCGUUUACUUAUCCUGCAAGUCUCAGUAAACAUAUGGCGGUCAGCUGUCCCAUGAAGCCGGUCGUUAAAAAGGGCAAAAAAGGUCUUGCAGAGGUGAAAAAAGAGGCAGUGUCGGUGGUAGAUAGACACAAGAAUCUUAGGAAGAAAGCUUCAUACUAUGAAAUACCGCAGACGGGGCCCGAGCCUAAACCCCUGGGAAAGACCAGAGCUCGUAGCUCUAGUGCAGCAGACCCUGAACCUUCCCAGCCAGGCAAAGGAAAAGCAGCGCUGGGCCGACUAAAGAGGCCUGCCUCAUUCCCAGCACCAGUUUCUGUUCGCAAAAAAACUAAGAAGGGCCAUGUUCAGUCUCUACCUCCCACCCCAUCAGCCCCGGACACUCCCAGUGACACUGCACAGCCGCGGCCAGCCAUGAGAAUGCAGCGUAUGGGCAAAGAGGCAGCACCCAAGAGAUUAGCAGACGCCAAAUCACCUCCACCCCAACAGCUGAAGAAGGAGGAGCGGUUCUCCCUUCGAGCAAGGGACAGAGUAGGUGGUCCAGUCACCAGGAGCUUACAAAUGGCCAACACAGCUCCUUCUGCUGAGGUGAAAGCUGAGGAACCACCAACUCAAGAGCCAAAAGAGACUCAGGAGGUGCUGAUGAAGUGAGCCAUGUGGACAUUUGUUGAGCUCUUCCUGGGAAAGCGGUGCUCACCUCUCAGGCAACGCUCUGGACUAAUCAAGGCACUGACAGCACUGAGGUUGACCUUUUUUGCGGUGGGCUUAUUCACUCAAUACAGUCUGCUUAUCUCAACUGCCUUUGUUGGAUUUAAGGAGGGAACUCUCUUUUAUCUUCCAUCUAUGUUAUGAACUGAACUGAGCCUUGAUUUUAGCCAGCCUUGCAAAAAAAAGGAAAAAAAGAAACCGUAAAUGACAAUGAGUUAAUAUAUACAAAAUGAGUCAUUACUUGACCCAAAACAGUAACAUUAGGGCUCCGUUAUGUUGGGAAGCUGAUAUAUUGCAAAUGGCAAUCAUGUAUCAGUUAGGGUUAGGGAAACUUGUUUAUUCUUCCGUUCCGUAUUUUCCCUAUUUGGUUGUUUAGAUUUUUGGAUGUUUCCAGAGUCUCUUAAUGCAUGUGCUGAAUAGAGUAUAAACUAGAUUAAGCCAAUUUCCAUGUCUCUCCCAACGGGCACCUAUUUCAGUUUAUACAUGAUUUGCAAAGUAUGUAUGUUAGAUUUAAAUUUCUGUAGUCAUUAUAUUGUAGAAUAUAUCUUAUUGGCAUAUUUUUGUUUGGGAAACAAAAAUGAAAAUGGCAGUUGUUUACUGCAACAAUUGGUCCUCAGGAACACUGUAUACGUGUGUGGUAAGUAUGUGUAUGGUUAUGGUUGGAUGUGUCGGCCUGAUAGCUAUUCCUUUGGUCUAAAUCUCAAGUAUGUCUCAUGUUUUUUUUUUUUUUUUUUUUUUUUUUUUUUACUUGCUUUCCAGACUCUUUUCUUUUUCUGAAGUUAGCAGGUAAUUCCAGUUGUAAAAUGAUGGGAAUUAUGUAGUAGUCUCUUUAAAACAAUGUCCGUCUUGAACAGAGUUUUUAAUGUCUCUCAUUCAGCCCAGUGUUCUCGCAGCACUUUAAAACAAACUGCCAAAAUUUUCGAGCUGGAUCAGUAAGAUUGGCUUAAUUAAAUGGUGAAUAAUGGAAUGUAUUCAGGUCUGUUGCGCUUUGCAGACGCUGGUGAAUUUGUGCAAAUCAUUCAUUUACACCCUUUCUGUCAACAAUUCUCUAAAUUGGUUUUCUCCGUUAAGCAAUUUGACGCAUUUAAAUGACACAUGAACCAACUUUUAUAUGCCAAAAUGCAUGAUAAUAAGUCAAAUCCUCAAAUAAACCGAAUGCAGCAGUGUUUUGUAUUUUUUUUCUGUCCGUUGUAAGUGGACUUGUGAAAAGUUGUUUCAUGUGUCGUUUUUUACCAUGCCACAGUGACUUCACUCAAAGGGUUUUUCAAAGUCAUCUUUGUUUCUGUGAGUUUAUAUAUUUGGUAUAUUUGGUAUCUGUACCAAUGAAAAGCUUCUUAUUUUUAGUUUAUAUCCCCCCACUUUCUCACUCUUGACCUUAUCCAGUUGUACCACAGAGAUAGCAGGCAGUGCUUAAACGCUUGUAGCAUGUUACGGGAAAGUAAAUUGAACAAUAUGAUUUGAAGCUAAUUUAUAUUUCCACAAGAAAUUUUCAUGUUUUUGCCUUUCAGCAUCAAGAUUAUGUAUUUAAGGAUGAACAAAGACAAAAAUCCCGAAUGACCUCAAGUAAAACAUUGCUGUAAUUGACAUAAUAAAAAAAAGUUUUUCAA
Messenger RNA from Dicentrarchus labrax (European seabass), 6827 nucleotides. It is a transcript of the gene prdm2b, whose product is annotated as PR domain containing 2, with ZNF domain b. Gene Ontology annotation, molecular function: histone methyltransferase activity; RNA polymerase II transcription regulatory region sequence-specific DNA binding; DNA-binding transcription factor activity, RNA polymerase II-specific. The transcript is spliced from 7 exons. Gene Ontology annotation, biological process: regulation of transcription by RNA polymerase II. Bases 4 to 5163 code for a protein of 1719 amino acids. The record is from RefSeq and is a predicted model, not a curated record. NCBI's taxonomy places the organism in Eukaryota, Metazoa, Chordata, Actinopteri, Moronidae. Gene Ontology annotation, cellular component: nucleus.